AUUUGUUCGGCCUUUUUGCCCAACCCUUGUCCUCGUGACGCCUUCCCGUUUCCCUUUUCCCGUUUCGAGCUCACCUCUCUGUGUCUCUCUGUACUUCGCCAAGAGCUCUGUCAUGUGAUCCCACGGUACAGUUGCCUCAUGAAGUGCCGAUCCGUAGCCUGCGUCUGGUCUGCCUCACCUUUUCCUCAUCGAGUCACCGCAACCGCCGUCCUCAGCCGCCCUCCAACUCUCUACACCGGCGGAUCCGAUGGCUCCAUCAUCUGGUGGACUCUCUCCGGCGACCCCUCCCACAUGGAAAUUAAACCAAUGGCAAUGUUGUGUGGCCAUGCGGCGCCAAUAGCCGAUCUUGGUAAUUGUUAUCCCGUUGUUGUCUCCGGAGAUGUUGUAGAAAAUUCGAGUAACGUAGAAGUGAACUCUACCUUAGUCGACUCUGGUGCGCUGAUAAGUGCAUGUACUGAUGGUGUGUUGUGUGUAUGGAGCAGAGGCAGUGGGCAUUGUCGGCGGAGAAGGAAAUUGCCUCCUUGGGUGGGCAGUCCCUCUGUUGUUCGUACAUUGCCAUCGAAGCCAAGAUAUUUAUGUAUUGCGUGCUGUUUCGUUGAUUCAGUCCAUUCGCCUGAGCACCAUUCUGCUGAUCCUGCUGAAGGGUUUGAGGCUGAAGAGUAUCAGCAUAGAAAACCUCCCAAGUGCACUUUAAUUAUUGUUGACUCAUACACACUUUCCAUUGUGCAAACUGUUUUUAAUGGGAAUUUGUCAAUUGGGCCAUUGAAGUUCAUGUCUGUAGUUUCUUCUGUUGAGGAUAGGGAGAAGCAGUCUGCAAUCAUGGCCGAUUCCUUUGGAAAGGUCCAACUGGUUCCGAUUCUAAAGGACUUCAACAUGGAUGGGGAAGGUGGGACUAGCUUGCAUAAAAGUUCUUCUCUUCCGGAGACGAGCAUUUGGGCAGAUGGGUUGAGGGGGCGUGGAAAAAUUGCAUCAAUUGCAAGCUGUGAGCAAAUUUUUGCUCUUGUAUAUAAAACUUGCUGUGAAUUUAGGCUAGUGGACAGUGGUACAAUAAUUGGCGAGAUUUCUUUUACUGAUAGUUGCCUUUUUUGUGAAGAAGGCUCUAUUCAAUCGCAUGUUGUGGGGGGCAUGUUUCUUGAAAGUGGUGAUGCCGCGUCCAGUACCCAGGAUGCUAAACGGUUUGCCGUGUGGAAUAACAGAGGUUCUGUGGUUGUGUAUAUACUAUCCUAUUUGAAUGAUAUUUUUAAGUUUGAGCCUUUAUUCGGAAUCCCAGCUGUGUCUUGGCCCCUUGAUGUCGAAUUAUCAAUUUUUUUGGUUAACUUGAACUCCUUGCUUCUUCGUAUUGUAUCAAUUUGCUUCCACAUUGAAGAACCAUUUUUGUGGAGUCCUCAUGUCACAAUCUGGUCGCUAUGCCCGCAAGUUGAUGACAAUAGAAAAUUGUGGCGACAGUGCAAAAUGCUUGGAGAAGGUGGUUUUUUUGUUGACAGGGCUGUGACAUCUACUUCUCUUUCCAAAAUUGAGGGUCCCAUGCAUAAUGUAGGCAUGGAAACAACUAGCGGAGAUAUCAAUUUGGUUUCUGGACAAAGUUUUGUUCCAAGUUCAAAAAAUGUAAAUAAUAUAUGGGAAGAUAAUGAAAAUUCUGGUUUAAUGCAAAAGGGGAGGAUUGUGUCUUCAUCGAUGGUUAUUUCUGAGUAUAUCCAUACACCUUAUGCCAUUGUAUAUGGAUUUUACAGUGGGGAAAUAGAACUGGUACGAUUUGAUCAGUUUUUUCCUAGAUUAGAUUCUUCCAGUGGAAGUCCACGUCUUGAAAUUGAUUCGAAUGAAUCCAUACAGUGUUUUUCUGGACAUGUAGGUGCUGUACUAUGUUUGGCAGCACAUCAGAUGGUGGGCAUGUCCAAAGGAUGGAGUUUCAAUAAGGUGUUAAUUUCAGGAAGCCUGGACUGCACGAUUCGUAUAUGGGAUCUUGAUACUAGCAACCUCAUUUUAGUAAUGCAUCAACAUGUUGCUCCAGUACGCCAAAUAAUCCUUCCUUCACCUCCAACAGAACGACCUUGGAAUGAUUGCUUUCUCUCUGUUGGAGAGGAUUCAUGUGUUGCUCUUGCUUCUCUCGAGACUUUGCGGGUGGAAAGAAUGUUUCCUGGACACCCUAACUAUCCUGCAAAAGUUGUGUGGGAUGGUGCAAGAGGCUAUAUAGCUUGUCUCUGCCUGAAUUAUUCAGGAAACUCUGAUGCUAUUGAUGUGCUAUACAUUUGGGACUUGAAAACAGGUGCUCGAGAGCGGAUUCUUCGCGGCCCAGCUUCUCAUUCAAUGUUUGAUCAUUUCUGUAGAAGCAUUACCAUAAAUUCCAUAAGUGGCAGUGUAUUAAGUGGAAAUACUUCAGUUUCUUCAUUACAUCUUCCAAUAAUUGAAGAUACAAGUUCAAAGAACACUGAAAAGCUGGUUACUUCGUUAAAUAUGGUCCCAAGCAUAACAAAUAUUACUGAGGCCAAUGCGUCCCAAGCACAUGCUAGUAAAGGAAACUCCUCAAAACCACUUGCAAGCAAACUGUCAAUCCUGCAAGGCAACAAUCAUCCUAUAAAAUGUUCUUGUCCUUUCCCUGGAAUUGCUACUCUGAGUUUUGACCUUGCAUCAGUGAUGUCUUUUUUUCAGAAGCAUGAGUCCAUGGGAACUAGUGGUUACAAACAAGAGAAUACUCAUGUGAAGGAGCAAAGCACUGGGACCUCGAGUCCCCACCAUAUGGCUAUUGAUGAUGUUUCAGAUUUACAGGGGACCUUGGCUAGUGCAAUAGAAGAGCAUGACUGGGUGAGAUCUCUUGAAGGAUGCUUACUUCGAUUUAGUUUAUCCUUCUUGCACUUGUGGAAUGUGGAUUUUGAGCUUGAUAAGUUGCUCAUUACUGAAAUGAAGUUAAAGAGGCCAGAUAAAUUUAUUGUAGCUUCAGGUUUGCGAGGGGACAGUGGGUCUUUGACAGUGACAUUUCCUGGUUUGGCUGCUACCCUUGAGCUUUGGAGAUCAUCAUCAGAGUUCUGUGCCAUGAGGUCACUAACAAUGGUAUCCCUUGCUCAGCGCAUGAUUAGUUUGUCACAAACUAGUUCAGCAGCAAGCAGUGCUUUAGCAGCAUUCUACACUCGUAAUUUCGCUGAGAAAAUUCCAGAUAUAAAGCCACCUUUACUCCAGCUUUUGGUGAGUUUUUGGCAAGAUAAAAGUGAACAUGUACGUAUGGCUGCACGCUCUUUAUUCCAUUGUGCUGCUUCACGGGCCAUCCCACUUCCCCUGUGCAGUCAAAAAGCAUUUGACCAUGCAAAAUUUGUGAGCUUUAGACAUGGAAUGGAAGAAAAUGAAAACAGAAGUAACAAAGAGGAAACAUCCACAGCCAUGAUCGAUUCUGACAGAAUUCCAGAAUCACGAAUAUCUCAGCUUGAGGAAUCUAAAAUACUUGCAUGGCUAGAAUCAUAUGAAGUACAAGACUGGAUUUCAUGUGUUGGGGGGACAAGCCAAGAUGCAAUGACAUCUCAUAUCAUUGUUGCUGCGGCAUUGGCAAUCUGGUACCCUAGCCUUGUGAAACCAGGUCUUUCCAUAUUGGCUGUUCAUCCAUUAGUCAAGUUGGUUAUGGCCAUGACUGAGAAAUACAGUUCAACUGCAGCAGAACUUCUGGCAGAAGGCUUGGAGAGUACAUGGAAGGCAGGCAUUGGUCUUGAAAUACCUCGUUUGAUUGGUGAUAUAUUCUUCCAAAUAGAGUGUGUGAGUGGUGCAUCUAACAACCUAGCUUCUCAAAAAUCAGCUGCAUCUGACACAAUUCGGGAGACUUUGAUUGGGAUUCUUCUUCCAAGUUUGGGAAUGGCUGAUAUACCAGGUUUUCUAAGUGUAAUAGAAAGCCAAAUUUGGUCGACCGCGUCUGAUUCACCUGUUCAUUUAGUAUCGCUUAUGACUCUUAUCAGGGUUGUGCGUGGUUCUCCAAAAAGCUUGGCUCAGUACCUUGAUAAGGUGGUAAACUUCAUUUUACAAACUAUGGACCCAGGCAACUCUGUCAUGCGUAGAACUUGCCUUCAAAGUGCAAUGGCAGUGCUCAAGGAAGUAGUACGUGUAUUCCCUAUGGUGGCUUUGAAUGAUACUUCAACCCGUUUGGCUGUGGGAGAUGCUAUUGGGGAGAAUAAAAAUGCUAGUAUUCGAGUUUAUGACAUGCAAAGUGUAACAAAAAUAAAGGUUUUGGAUGCUAGUGGACCCCCCGGGCUUCCAAGUUUGAUUGCAGGUGCUUCGGAAGCCGCGACAACCACUGCAAUUUCUUCUCUCAGCUUUUCACCAGAUGGAGAGGGACUAGUUGCCUUUUCUGAGCAGGGAUUGAUGAUUAGAUGGUGGUCGUUGGGAUCUGUGUGGUGGGAGAAACUCAGUCGUAAUCUUGUUCCUGUCCAAUGCACCAAACUGAUUUUUGUUCCACCCUGGGAGGGGUUUUCGCCUAAUUCUUCUCGAUCAAGCAUAAUGGCAAGCGUGAUGGGCCAUGAUAGACAGGCUCAUUCUCAGAACACAAGGGAUUCAACCGAUGAAGAUAGUUUGAAACUCGUGAUUCUUAAUCUUGACCUCUCUUAUCGGUUAGAGUGGCUUGGUGAUCGGAAAGUGCUACUUACAUGGCAUGGUCAUGAGUUGGGCACUUUUCAGUUGUAACCAUACAUUUGUGCAGAUCCUGAUCUGGGCCAGCAAUCUCAAUCAGCUGGGACAAAAGAUUAAAUAGAUACAAUCAUUCCCUUACAAUGAGGCUUAGGUUGCCAUUCCCAGCUUCCAUAUGUUUCCCCUCUUUUGGUUUUGUACUUAUUAUUAUUAUUAUUAUUAUUUUUGGCAUUUUUUAUGUAUUGUUUUGAAGAGAAAGUUGAGAAAGGAAAAUGAAAGAAAAGGAAAAAGGAAAGGGGAUGGGAAGGGGACCUGCUUGUUUACUAAUGAUGGGUCAGAUCAAUGUGCAAACUGCGGGAAAUUAUAUUUUCAUAGUGAGAAUGCAAGGAAGAAAAUUAGUGAUUUUUUUUUUUUUUUUCGAAA
Malania oleifera is the source of this 5019-nucleotide messenger RNA. RefSeq lists its product as uncharacterized. The transcript is spliced from 9 exons. The record is from RefSeq and is a predicted model, not a curated record. Lineage: Eukaryota; Viridiplantae; Streptophyta; Magnoliopsida; Santalales; Ximeniaceae. Gene Ontology annotation, molecular function: protein binding. Gene Ontology annotation, cellular component: cytoplasm. The coding region runs from base 139 to 4653 and encodes 1504 amino acids.